AAUGAUUAUAAAAGUAUGGCAACUGAUCUGGUACCUCUGAAAGCUGUAGGACCAUCUUUCAGGGCAAUGGAUCCUUGGGGACUCACUUCUACUGCCCUAUUGGCUUGUGUCCUUUUCCUGAUCUUCAUAUCCCUAUGGAACCAAGGAUUCAAAAAGGGAAAGCUCCCACCUGGUCCCACUCCUCUUCCCUUUAUUGGAAACAUCCUGCAAUUGGAUUUCAAGAAUAUGACUAAAACAUUCUCACAGCUGGCUGAAACAUAUGGCCCCAUCUAUACUCUUUAUUUUGGAACCCAACGUAUUGUGGUGUUACAUGGAUAUAAUAUUGUCAAGGAAGCUCUAAUUGAUCAAGGAGAUAUUUUUAUGGCAAGAGGAGAUGUACCAAUAUUUGAAGAUUUUGCCAAAGGAAAAGGAGUUAUUUUCAGUCAUGGAGAGAGGUGGAAACAAAUCCGUAGAUUUUCUCUCAUGACGUUAAGGAACUUUGGGAUGGGGAAGAGAAGCAUUGAAGAGAGAGUUCAAGAAGAAGCCCAAAGCCUGGUGGAGGAGCUCAGGAAAACAAACGGUCAUCCCACUGAUCCUACCUUCAUCCUUGGCUGUGCCCCAUGCAAUGUGAUCUGCUCUAUCCUCUUCCGGGAUCGAUUCAAGUAUAAUGACAAGAAAUUUCUAUAUCUGAUGAAGUUGUUAAAUGAAAACUUUCAUCUGUUGAACACACCAUGGACGCAGCUUUACAACUUUUUACCAGCAUUCAGAGAGUACCUCCCUGGAACACAUAAAACAAUUUCUAAAAAUAUUGAGGAAAUAAAGCAUUUCAUUUCGGAAAGAGUGAAGGAGCAUCAGAAAAUAUUGGACCCCCACAACCCACAAGACUACCUGGACUGCUUCCUCUCCAAAAUGCAGCAGGAAAAAGAUAAUCCCCAAUCUGAAUUUGACUUAGAGAAUCUAAAAAUGACUGGAGUAGACUUAUUUUCUGCAGGAACAGAGACAACCAGCAGCACUCUAAGAUAUGGCCUGCUGCUCAUUCUGAAACAUCCUGAGGUCCAAGCAAAAAUUCAUGAGGAAAUUGAUCGUGUGAUUGGACAUAAUCGAGUUGCUUCCAUAAAAGACAGACAAGAUAUGCCCUAUAUGGAUGCUGUGGUCCAUGAAGUGCAAAGAUUUGUUGACCUUGUACCCCUCAACCUGCCCCAUGCAGUGACCAAAGACAUCCAGUUUCAACAAUAUGUCCUCCCUAAGGGUACAACAAUCUUCCCACUGCUCUCCCCAGUCUUGUAUGACAGCAAAGAGUUUCCCAACCCUGACCAGUUUGACCCCCAGCAUUUCCUGGAUAAGAAUGGGAAAUUCAAGAAAAGUGACUACUUCAUGCCUUUUUCCAUUGGAAAACGGUCUUGUCUUGGAGAGGGCCUGGCAAGGAUGGAGUUAUUUUUGUUCUUUACCAGCAUUCUACAGAAUUUCACCCUCAAACCUGCAGGGGAUCCAAAUGAAAUUAGCAUGAAGACCACUAAAAUUGGGUUCACCAAUUUUCCACCACGUUAUCAAUUAUGCUUUGUUCCCCACUAGUCAGAAGACAAAGUUGAAUUGGAAAUUAGCUGGCUCAUUUCAUCUUCUAGAUGCAAUAAUAUCAUGUUUUUGACUGGAAUACUCUUGAAAGAAAGACAAAUUGCCACCUAGUGAUUAAAAAGGCUUUAAUUUUCAGGGACAACGUAGGCUAGCAGAAUGCUUUGUGUGUACUUUGGUAAUAGGUGCUGCAUUAUAGACAUUCAUGUGUAUCCCUCUCAGCAAUAUCUCCAGCCACAUCCUCAGUUCUUGUUUUAGGGUAUGGUUGGAGAUUUGCAAAAUAUACCCUCAAAAAAACCUAUAUUAGUUUGUAUUUUUCACUUGUCCUCCUGGAUGAUCUUAUUUUACAUAGUAUAUUACUUGUUCUGAAUUUAGGGCAUAAUAAACAUGGAUGUGUGGCUACUAACUCCUGAUAUGAAAA
Trichosurus vulpecula (common brushtail) is the source of this 1969-nucleotide messenger RNA. Its product is annotated as cytochrome P450 2C23-like. NCBI's taxonomy places the organism in Eukaryota, Metazoa, Chordata, Mammalia, Diprotodontia, Phalangeridae. Gene Ontology annotation, biological process: xenobiotic metabolic process. Gene Ontology annotation, cellular component: intracellular membrane-bounded organelle; cytoplasm. The record is from RefSeq and is a predicted model, not a curated record. The transcript has 9 exons. Gene Ontology annotation, molecular function: oxidoreductase activity, acting on paired donors, with incorporation or reduction of molecular oxygen, reduced flavin or flavoprotein as one donor, and incorporation of one atom of oxygen; heme binding; iron ion binding. Bases 16 to 1551 code for a protein of 511 amino acids.